AUGCACAGCACACCCUCAAAAAAGCGCAAACAUGCUCAAAAUAUAGGCGAUAGCGUCCUCAAAAAAGCCAAAUCCAUGAAGUUCGACUCGGAUGCAACUACACCACUUGUGAAGAAGGAUAAGGGCAAGGCGAAGGAGGUAGAAGAAAGUGAAUUCAGGAUUGUCAAGACUACGUUGACCGUUUCGAUAUCCCCUAUAUUCGCAAGCAACCCUCGCAUCGGAGUGGAGGAACUGCUAGAUUCCAUGGUAAUGCGGUAUAUACCAGCUCUGGAGGGCGUGGUCUUAUCCCAUUCCAACCUUUCCUUCAUCCAAGACACCGGGAUAAUAAAAGGAGACAGCCCGUACCUAAUAUGCGAUGUCGCGUUCGAUGCAGUAAUAUGGAGCCCCCGCGUCGGAAUGAAAAUCACUGGGAAGGUUAACCUGUGCUCUCCCGAUCACAUAUCCCUCCUCGUGCAUCGCACAUUCAAUGUGUCAAUACCCCGACGCCAUAUCCCAACCAAUGACUGGGAGUUUGAAUAUGGUCCGGCUGAAAACGACCCGGAAUUCGGUGCUGUGUCUCAGGAUACAGACGAAGAGAAACAGGACGCGUCAGAGGAUGCAUCCAAAGGUCAUAGCGGGCGAUGGAUUCAUAAAUUGACCUCAGAGGUGGUUGGUGGGGAAAGUGGAUUCAUCUCGUUUGUGGUGGUUGGCCUAACCAUUGCGAACGAGAUGCUCUCAUUGGUUGGCUCACUUCAAAGUGACCCCUUCUCGCCGGCCCACACGCUUGUCAAUCCUCUUCCAGAAGAAGAAGUGGAAGCCGAGGAAGAUCAGGACGGAUCAGCCUCUGAGAACGGCAUUCCUUUAGAUGGCGGAAGCGAUGGAGAGAGCGAGGCCGUCGACGAGGACAUCGAGCAAUUCGAAUCGGACGAAGAAGAAACAGAACGCCUCGUCCAGAAACGAAAACGAAUAGAUGGCCAGGGCAAGGAGGAGGUAGGGAAAAGAAAACCAAAACGUCAGAAAGAUGUGUAG
Pleurotus ostreatus (oyster mushroom) is the source of this 1008-nucleotide messenger RNA. RefSeq lists its product as uncharacterized. Gene Ontology annotation, cellular component: RNA polymerase I complex. The record is from RefSeq and is a predicted model, not a curated record. The transcript has 4 exons. The coding region runs from base 1 to 1008 and encodes 335 amino acids. Lineage: Eukaryota; Fungi; Basidiomycota; Agaricomycetes; Agaricales; Pleurotaceae. Gene Ontology annotation, biological process: DNA-templated transcription initiation.